AUGCGCCCUCUCCCAUUCCUCUUCCUCGCGGUCCUUAUCAGCGCCUUCCCAGUCCCCCUCCCUCCGGGGCUCGAUCCGCGGCAAGGCAAAGCCGCCGCUGACCCCGCGAAAGGCGGCCAAGCUAAAGACCGCGACGAGUAUAUGACAGUGGUGCCGGACCCCAAUAAAGCCGCAGCGGCGAAAGGGGACGAACGCGUUGGGGGGAAGGCGAAACCCAAUCCCGACGUCAAAGUGGCGGCGGAUCCUAACAAGGCCAAGGCCGCCAAAGGGAACCAGGCCAGCGGGGCGAUCAAUGAAAAGCCCAAGCCUAACGAUGGCGUCCAAGUUGCGACGGACCCGGUGAAGGGCGGCCAGGCUGACGCGACAAGGGUGGGCAAACAGCCUAACGACGGCGUUAAAAUUGGGGCGGAUUCCAACAAGGCUGCUGGUAUGGGUAACCAAGCUGGUGGUGGUGCCACGAAAGAGGGUAAACCUAAGCCCGGCGGCGUCAAGGUCGCCACCGAUCCGGCGAAGGCUGGCCAGGCAGGCAGUGCGAUCAAGGAGGACAAGCAGCCGAACGACGGUGUCAAGGCCGCCGCGGACCCGGCCAAGGGAGGCAAGGCUGGACAGACCGUUGGGGGUGGUGCAGUCAAAGGGGCAAACAACGGAGGCGUCAAGGUUGCAGCGGACCCCAACAAGGUCGGAGCUGCAGCCAAGGGUGACCAGGCUGGAGGAGACACUAAGGACGGCAAGCCCGAUGCUGGCAGAGUCAAGGUUGCCGCAGACCCCAAUAAGGCAGCCGGGAUGGGUAACCACGCCGGGGAUGGCGCAACUAAGGAUGGCAAGCCCGGUGCCGCUGGGGUCAAGGCAGCAGCCGAUCCUAAAAAGGUUGGAGCUACGGUCAAGGGCAACCAGGCCAGUGGGGGAGCGACCAAGGAGGGCAAGCCAAAGGCAGGUGAUGGAGCGGUGGUAGGGGCCGCCGACCCGAACAAGGACGCAGCCAAGGGCAAGGGCGGCGAUCGCCUCGGUCCCCAAGGCAUAGUCGUCGGAGAUAGCAACAAGCAAGGAGGCAACACGAAGGACGAGGCAGCUGGGAAUCGCGUUGGGCCGAAUGGCACCGUCGUCGGUAACAACAGCAAGCAGGGAGGCGCCAGCAAGGACGGCAACCGCGUUGGGCCUGGGGGAACUGUCGUGCCUAAUGGCGACAAGCAAGGCAACAAUACGAAAGGUGGCAAGGGUGGGGACCGGGUUGGCCCCCAGGGCACAGUCGUCGGAGAUAGCACCAAGCAAGGCGGCAACGCGAAGGACGGUAAAGCCGGAGACCGUGUCGGGCCGGAAGGUACCGUCGUCGCGGACGGGGCUAAGCAGGGUGGCACCAACAAGGACGGCAACCGCGUCGGUGCGAACGGAACGCACAAACCGCAGCCCACAGGCGCGCGCAUCAACUCGUUCGUCGAUACGGACAACGGGAGUACCACGUACAAGGGCACAGACGGCAAGAUGCGCAUCAAGGUCCCACUGGCGAACGGGCACAUCUACGAGUUCGUACCGUAUCUCCAUCAUGUCACGGGACAUGGGGGCCACUCGCAUGGUGGCGGAUGA
Cutaneotrichosporon cavernicola is the source of this 1581-nucleotide messenger RNA. RefSeq lists its product as uncharacterized. The record is from RefSeq and is a predicted model, not a curated record. The coding region runs from base 1 to 1581 and encodes 526 amino acids. Lineage: Eukaryota; Fungi; Basidiomycota; Tremellomycetes; Trichosporonales; Trichosporonaceae. The transcript has a single exon.